Molecule: messenger RNA, 1518 nt
Organism: Helianthus annuus (common sunflower)
Lineage: Eukaryota; Viridiplantae; Streptophyta; Magnoliopsida; Asterales; Asteraceae
Product: F-box/FBD/LRR-repeat protein At1g13570
Exons: 5
Coding region: 222-1370 (382 amino acids)
Molecular function (GO): protein binding
Source: RefSeq, a predicted model, not a curated record
AUCAUCUCGAUCGGAUAGUAUCUUCGCCACACACAAGACAACACAUAUUUGUUUUCCUUCUGUUUACGACGCCGUUAGGGUUAGAGGACAGAGUCCCCACAGCAGCCGUUAAUGUAGGCAAAGACAUCAAUGACCAACAACUCAGUAGCAAUUAUAGUUUUUGCAGCAUUAUUUAGUAUCAGUCCGAUAAAAAGAACAAUUGAAGAUUAAAAACUAGAAGUAUGCACAAAGCCGAACGAAUGUCUUUGGAUAGAAUCAGCACGCUUCCUCAACCCAUAUUAGAAGCCAUCCUUUGUCAUUUAUCAACUAAAGAGGCGGCAAGGACAAGUAUUCUCUCAAGAGAGUGGAGGUACAAGUGGACCACUAUUCCUAAACUAGAGUUGUCUCAUAGCGUGUGGUGUGAGUCUGCCUCCAAUCAAACAUCCGGCAUAGCAAGUUCAAGGAGAAACAGAAACAUGCGGUGUAAAUCUUGCUAUGAUAUGCAACACAUUCUGCUGCUGCGCCAGGGCCCAAUACAUGAGCUCAGUUUUUAUAUACCUGAAGAUGAUUGUUUGGGAUUAGAUCCAAUAAUGCUUCAUUUGUCGAGGAACCAUCCGGUCAAGAAACUAACACUUUCUAAUUGGGAUUGUUACAGUAGCUAUAAAUUACCUACAUCUCUCUUCUCGUUUCAUCACUUAACAGACCUUGAUAUCAAUUGUCUUGAUAUCAAUUGUCUUGAUCUUGACCAUCCACAAAUAUUCAAUGGAUUUGGGAGCCUUAAAACCUUAUGCUUGAGGUUUGUAGGGAUCUCUUCAAAAACUCUUCUGUGUCUUUUAUCCAAUUGUCCAUCACUUAAGACUUUGACUCUGCUUGUAGGUUAUGCAGAUGAUAAAUGCACCGUUAAUGAGCUAUUUGAGUGUUUACCAAUGAUUGAGCAUCUAACUACUUGGCCUCGUGUCUCUCGGUGGCUUGUACUAGACUUAGUUCUGCAAGUGCUUCCAACCUCACUAAUUCAUCUCAAAGACAUUUGUUUCGAACAAAUAUUUCGUGUUCACGGCUAUGGGUUAGCUUUUCUUCUUGUUUUGAUCAAAUGCUCCCCGAACCUGGAGACAAUUAAGCUAGAGUGUGAUUCAGAUGAUGAUUGUGAGGAAUACUUCGUUGUAUGGGAAGAAUAUUCAGAUGUUUGGUUGGAGCAUCUAAAUGAAUUAGAGAUUGCAUGUUUCAGCAACUCGAAGCCUGAGAUGGAUUUUGUGAAGUUUAUCUUGGCUAGGUCACCCAAGCUGAAGAAGGUCACCAUACGCAGCAUUGUUCAUCGGGAUCAAGAGUCAAAGAUGUUGAAAACUCUCUUACAAGCCCCACGCGUGUCACCGGUAAUAAUAACCGUUCGGUGAGAAACUAAGAGUUGCUUUAAAGACCUUUUGAUCACUCAACUUUCCUGUGAAUUAAUGUUGAGAUUUGUGAUGAUAAUUUGUAGUUUGUAUAAACCUUUAGAUGACUCAACUUGCUUCAAACUUUAGACCUUUGGUCAGUCUUUGGGCU